Messenger RNA from Saprolegnia parasitica CBS 223.65, 984 nucleotides. RefSeq lists its product as hypothetical. Gene Ontology annotation, molecular function: oxidoreductase activity. The transcript has a single exon. The record is from RefSeq and is a predicted model, not a curated record. NCBI's taxonomy places the organism in Eukaryota, Oomycota, Saprolegniomycetes, Saprolegniales, Saprolegniaceae. Bases 1 to 984 code for a protein of 327 amino acids.
AUGCUCUGGCUGCUCGCGCUCGCGCUGGCUUCUUCGCGGAUUGCUGGCACCUCGACGUGCGCUGUGGGUGACCUAGCAUGUGCCACGGACGGUCGCAACGUUCGCCUCUCCAACGGCGUGUGGAUGCCAUGGGUCGGCCAAGGGCUCGCAGGCAUGAAGGGCGACGCGACGACGAGCGCUGUGCAGCUCCAUGUCGCUGCGGGGUUUCGCGCGUUCGACGGCGCGCAGGCCAAGGAAUGGUACGAUGACGUGGCGGCUGGGAAUGCGCUAGCAGCGAUUGUGCAGUCGACGCCGUCGCUGUCACGACGCGACUUUUUCAUUGCGUCCAAGGUGCACCCCGCGUUCCUCGGUCGCGUCGAGGCGGCCGUGCGCGAGAUGUUUGUCUCGUGGCACCUCAGUUGGGAGGUUGAUGCGAUCGACUUGGUCUAUUUGCACUACCCCGCGUGCGGCGACUGGAUCCCUGACUGCCGCGGCCAGCCCACCGGCGACUGGCGACUCGCGUGGCGGGAACUCGAGCGGCUCUACGAAAAUGGCAAGAUCCGCGCGCUCGGUGCCUCCAACUUUGACGCAACGCAGCUCCAAGAUCUGUGGGCCAUGGCGACGACGCCUCCGCACGUGGUUCAAAUGUGGGUCGACCCGUUCCAUCAAGCCAACGAUGAGCGCGCCUUUGUUACGCGCCGCGGCGGCGUCGUCGUCGGCUACUCGUCCUUGGGCACGCAGUGGCCAACCAACCCAGUCUGGUCGUCGCCGGUACUCCAAGCGAUCGCUGCCAAGCACGCAGCCUCCGUCGCCUCCGUCGUGCUGAGCUACUUUCUGCAGUGUGGCGUGGCCAUGAUCCCACGCAGCACGUCGUUGGAACACGUGCAGAUGAACGCGCGCCUGCUCGAGCCGCACUAUGCUGCUUCGCUCCUCGAUGCGCAAGACCGCGAUGCGAUUGCGGCGCUCGAUGGGCAGUACGAGGCGCGGCAUCACGAUGAAACCUAA